UUUGAGCCAUUAAAUGGGCUGAACUUCUUUUGCUCUUUAAAGUAUUCAGUAUUGAUUUGUUACAUUUAUUAAAGAGAAGUGCAAAUGUAAGCGUAUAUUCUCAAACUUAAUACAUCAAGGGCCAUAUCAAAGUUUUCUCUGCAACAUUAAUAGUGGAUACAGCCGUUGUUUGUGGAUGAUAAAGUCCAAAGUCUCAAAAUUGAAAUGAGCAAAAGCUCAGGAAUUACUCAAUCAUUAAAUUCACGAAUGGUGCUAUAAUGGGUGGCUCGGAUGGGCAUCGUGGGGGUGGGGGAUUUUUCUCGCGAAGGAACAAAUGUUUAGUAGUGACUCUUAUUUUCACCAUAGCACUUUUAAUUUUCUUAAUCAACGCUGGAUUGUUCAGCAACGUUGCUACGUAUACAGGAGAACUAUGUCAACUGGAUGAUAUUCCUCUACAGAAAAACUUUGACACUAAAAAGUUUUCUGGCAACUGGUUUGUUAGCAGUACAAAGGGAUUGGAAAAUAAAUUGCUUGCGACAUUAAUGGACUUUUCUGAUGUGAAAGUAAAUUUUGUGUACAAAGAUGAAAACAACUAUGAUAUAAGAUCAGUUGGCGGGAAAAUGUACGGCUGGUGGUGUCCUGUAGGUGAAGGUCACGUACGGAUCAAGGACAACAACUCUCCACAGAAAAUGCAGAUCUUUUUCGAUACUCCAACAGGGAAGAAGUUCGGUACGAAGGAUAUAUGGGUGGUGAAAACGGAUUACACAAGUUACACAAUAUUGUAUUCGUGUUGGGACGUAACAUCAGACGGAAAGUGUGAAGCAAAAGGGGCCUAUAUAGGGGUCAUGCAAAGAAAUAGGGAUCCACUACCUCAGAGCAUUUUGGACGAAAUUAAUACCACCGUUCAAAAGAGUUGUAUCAACGCUGAUUCGUUACGCGUGGUUCGGCACGAGGGAUACUGCAAGAAAGAACACGUGGAAAUAAGUUGAUAUUCUAACCAGUGAGAUAUGUUGAAUAUAUUCUUAAUGUGCCUGUUUUAGCUUAGUUUCAAAUGUAUUAUUGUUAAUUUUAAACCUCCAAGAUCUCCGAACUCAAUACUUAAUACAUGUUAA
Messenger RNA from Mya arenaria, 1091 nucleotides. RefSeq names its product purpurin-like. Bases 258 to 968 code for a protein of 236 amino acids. The record is from RefSeq and is a predicted model, not a curated record. Lineage: Eukaryota; Metazoa; Mollusca; Bivalvia; Myida; Myidae. Gene Ontology annotation, molecular function: retinol transmembrane transporter activity; retinoid binding. The transcript has 3 exons.